Messenger RNA from Podarcis lilfordi (Lilford's wall lizard), 11703 nucleotides. The record is from the annotation of a GenBank genome assembly. Lineage: Eukaryota; Metazoa; Chordata; Lepidosauria; Squamata; Lacertidae.
GCUGCCGGCCGCGGGUUGGGCAGAGCCGGGUGGCUGUGGAGGAGGAGAGAUGGCGGCGGCGGGCCCUGGGAAAGAGGAGCAGCAGCCGCCGGAGCCCCCACCGCGGAAAGGGGGUGAACCUGCCCGAGGUAUGGGGAGGAGGGUGUUAUGGGGAGAGGCAAAGCACUGCAAAUUGGGGGCGGGGGCGGGAAGCCUCCUCUUUAGUGGGAGAGCAUGAGAAUCUGGGUGGAUCAGAGAGAGAGAGAGAACCCACCCAGCGCCCAUCCCUCUGUAUGUCUGCUCAGACUUAAACCCCCACGGAGUUAAAUGAGGGUUUUGCUCAUUUAUGCACUGACCAUGGGGCAUGCGGGUCCGGGGUGUGUGUGUGUGUGUUAUAGUAUCCCGCUUCCGGUAGUGGUCCACCCAUUGAGUGAAGUCCGUGGGCAUGCCAGGGCAUGCAGCUGUACUCCAUUUAUUUAUAUAAUUAUUUGGGGGGGCGAUUUUAUUUCAGAUUUGUUUUUGUUUUUUAAAUCUGCCCUUUCGCCAAGAAGCACGUGGCGGAGGCUUACCUGUUUCUCUUCCUACCCCCACCCCGCGCUCCAGCCUAACGGUGGGCAAACUGGUUGUUACUGGGAAGCCCAAAAGUUAGGGUCUGAAGACAAGGGGAUCUGAUCUUCUGUAUUGUCUCCCACCCACCCCCCGCCCCUGCGGCUGGUAUUUCACCUAGCUAUCGCAGUUGUAGGCAGAUCUGUCCUCUGUGAGAGUUUAUCUAACUCCUUGUGUUAUCCCUGAUAAAUGAGUCAUUCAUGUCAACAGUGGCGUAGCGUGGGGGGUGCAGGGGGGGCCGGGCGCAACAUCUGGGGGUUAGGGUUAGGGGGCGCAAAUCCACGGGUUAGGGGGCGCAAAUUACUUGCCUUGCCCCGGGUGCUGACAACCCACGCUACGCCCCUGCAUGUCAAGUUGGUGGUCCUUGUCACCAGCCAGUGCCCCUGGUCAAACAAAGUGCGGCAUUUGCCACCAUCUUUUUUGCCUUUCACCUAGGCCUUUCAAACAGCUAGUGUCUGGUCCUCUUGAUUUUAAAACCUAUGUUCUUAUUGUUUUGUGUUGCCUUUUAAUCGUUUUGUUUGUUUUCUGGGGUGCCUGGACAACUUAGCAUUAUGGGGCUUCUGUGUAAAUUUAUAUAAUGAAAGGCAAGUAGAUGCCUCCUUGAACUUUACCGCCUAAAUUUAGGUCCAUGUGGGGGUGGCUGAGGCAAGCAGUGAAUGUGAGCAAAAUGCUCUCGCAUAUAACAGGCUUUGUUUUGUUCAGGGAUGCACAUUGAACAAUGUGUCAGACUUAACCGUUAUGGAGGAGUAGCGGAAUUGUUCAGUGUAGCAAAGGAGGUUUCUUAUAUUUUAGUCAAACAACUCUUUGCUCUGUGUGAGCUCGGUUAGUUAGAGCGUGGUGCUGAUAAUGUCAAGGUUGCCAGUUCAAUCCCCUUAUGGGACAGCUGCAAAUUCCUGCAUUGCAGGGGGUUGGACUAGAUGAUCCUUGGGGUCCCUUCCAACUCUACAAUUCUAUGAUUCUCUGCAGGCAGAUGAGUGGAUAAAUUGUCUGGUUUCAGCCCAGGGAGUUUGCCUAGGCUGCCUUAUGGGGAGCUGUGGUGGGAUAGCGAAGGAAGCGUGGAAUGAUUAUCUGUGUAAAUGUGCUGUAGAAUACAAACAACGCAUUUAGGAAAGGGACUGAGAAGCUCAGAUUUCCGCAUCCUAAUCUUGUACAUAAAGUGGUGGCUCAAGAGGUGGCUUCAAAUCCUAUUUCAGCUAAUGACUACAGGCCAGUCUAUACAAUAUACUUGCCAUGUGGACCCAGAUUUUAAAAAUCAGCCUGUAGUUGCUCUGUGCUUUUUCCAAAUCACUCUGGAAGGUUGCUGCAAGCCAGCUUCUUGUGAUGGGUGUAACAUGUAGACCUCUUCUCAGUCUUGGGCCCAACGCUUUUGUCUCAAGCUUUAAAUGAGAAACAAAAACUGUCACCUGAGUCAGCGACUGUAAAGAUGAAUGACAGAUCAGUAAAAAACAAGAAGUGUCACGCAAAUGAUUAGUCAUAACGAUAAAAAAACACAUUUAUGAGAAACGGGAGUCUGCUCAGGGAAACGAAAGGCAAAUGGGUUUGUUUACCUGGGGCAGUAGAGGAAAGUCUUGUGAGCUUCUCCUGAGCUUCACUGAGUCUCCUGCUGCCAUCUCCAGGAGAAGUGGGGAGUGGUCCCAGUGUGUGAGAACAGGUGGGAUCUGGGGCUCUUGUUUUCUCUAGUAGGGGGCCAGGGAGUUGUCCCGUUAAACUGAAAAGUAAAAAAUGCUUUGGAAAAAAGAACAUUCAGACAAAAAGUACAGCUUCACACAGUGCAUGAUUAACUUAUACCUUUCACUGCCGUAAGAUGUGAUGAUGUCUGCUGUGGCUUUAAAGCGCAAGAAAGCAAAUACAUGGAGGAUACAUAGCUUUUCAUUAUGAUGGAACCUAUGUGCCCAGAGGCAGUAUGUUGCUGAGUACUAGUUGCUGGGACGUUACACUCAAGGAAUAAACCCAUCCAGCGGACCAUGUGAUAAUCUUCUGAGGCCCUUCUUCAUGUGAUUCCUGAGAGGUCCAGAGGUAGCCUUUUCUGUGGUGGCUCCCCAUUGGUGGAAUGCUCUCCCCAGGGAGGCUUGCCUGGCACCUCUAUUACACAUCUUUAGAUAGCGGGCAAAAAUGUUACUUUUCAACCAGGAGUUUGACUGAUUAACAUUCUAUGGCUUUUAAAAUGUGUUUGUGGGAGGGGGUGUUACUGUUCUGUCUUUGUUUCUGUUUUGUUAUGUAUUUUGUACUUUGCUGUUGCGAACUGCCCUGGGAAAUUGAGAUGUAGGGUGGUGUACAGAUUUAAUAAAGAAGGAUAAUAAAGGAAGGCUCUUGCUCCUGUGCCCUGUUUGUGGGCUUUGAGGGAGCAUCUGAUUGGUUGCUGUGGGAAGCGGAAAUGUGGUUCAGAUUGGUGUUGUUCAAGGGUGCUGCCCUUCUAUACCUAGGGACCAUCUCUCCGCUGUCUUGCUUAUUUUCACAUCAUGCUUCUAUUCCUUCCAGGCUCCAGAUCAGAUCAGAUUCUUCAGACGGGAACUGUUCUUCUCAAGGGGUGAGUGCUCAGAACGGAAACAUAUCUGCAGGAAAUGUCUGGAAGCUCACAUGUACUGCAGUGGUGGGGGACCAGUGCCCCACCCCGGUGUUCUCACACUGCCAGCAUUUAUCAGCCCAGUAGCACGUUUGGGGAUUGUGGAAGUUAUAAUCUCAACAACAUCUGAAGAGGCGCAGGUUCCCUUACUAUAGCAGAGCUUUCUAGGGAAGGAGGACAUAAAGCCUUGACUUUUGUGCUUGGGGCUUCCUCUGGUGAGCAGUGGGAUUGGGGUUAGCUCUCUCUGGCUGAAGACUUCCCUAUGAUCUCUCUCUUGCGUCCUGUGGCAGCUUUAUCAGGGACCGAGUGCAGUGCUGUGGAGACUCGGGACGUAUUGAUGCGACAAUGGCAGAGCUCGGGGUCUCCGAGUCUGAGGCUUGUGACCCGAAAACCAAGCAGCUGAGCGAUUGCCUGCGCCGAAUUGGAGACGAGCUGGACGGGAACAUGGAGCUGCAGAGGUGCGUUUUACUAUCACGUGGGGGCGAGAAACCAGGGUAAUAGGCCCUUCUUCCUGGUAUUGUUUAUUGGCAAAUGGGAGUAGAACCAGCGGAAGCACAAUUGCCUUUCUGUCCUCUACCAAUUCUGUGCCUCUUUAUUGAUAGCAAGGGGAAAUGCCCGUCCCUGUGCUGUGUAUGCGGAAGAGGAACUUGCUUUUUCUUAGUUUAACUUGUUAACUAUCCUUCACCAUAAGCUCCUGGAAAGAUGCAGGAUUAAAACAGCGCAGGUAGGAUUAAAAAAACAACACAAAGCAACAAGAGCACUAAAACAACAUCAUCUGUAAAAAGUUACUUGAAUCACAAAAAAUAAACAUUUGCCUGGGACAGCAAAGAGAUUAAAGCAUGCACUCAGUGAGCAUCUCUGGAGAGGACAUACCUCAUACAAGGUGUCGUGACGACAAAAAAAAAAGCUACCUGCUGCAGCCACCUUGUCCACUUCUGCAGUGUACAGUUAUUAUUAUACCACUUUAACCAAGCAUGGCUUCCCCCAAAGGGCCCUAGGAAGUAUAGUUUGUUAAGGGAGCUGAGAGUUAUUAGGAGACCUCGUUCCCCUGAAAGACCUAAAAUCCCCAUACAGUGGUACCUCUGGUUAUGAACUAAAUUCAUUCAGGAGGUCCGUUCUUAACCUGAAAUCAUUCUUAACCACUUUAGCUAAUGGGGCCUCCCACUGCUGCCGUGAUGCCAGCGCACAAUUUCUGUUCUCAUCCUGGGGCAAAGUUCUUAACCCGAGGUACUACUUCCGGGUUAGCGGAAUCUGUAACCUGAAGUGUUUGUAACCCGAGAUGUUUGUAACCCGAGGUAUCACUGUAUUUCUCUGGUAAGAGGGAUUGAUUGCUAAACCUUCGGGAAGUUGUAGCUCUCUGUGGGGAUGCUGUUUAGGUUUUGCACCCAAUGCAAACCUCGCCACCGGGGUUUGGUUCACUCUGGGGAUUCUAAAUGAAUUUGGACAUCUGCCCAAAAUACCACUCCUUUUUAUUCAGCGAAGGUUCCCCAUUUCCUCUUCCAGCACGACUUGUACUUGGCCGCGUUUAAAUCUGAUGCUGAGUGCAAGCUGUGCUGCUUCAGCCAAGAGUCAAAGCCACCUAAUGUUAUAUGAGAUCUGGUGCUAGACAGGUUAGAUGGCCCCACCCACCUGUCCAAUGUAACCCACAGAGGCCACAAGGACUCUGGCUUGCCAGCUGGAAGUGAUUCCCCUGCUCAAUACGCAUAGAUGAAAUGCGGUUCUAUUCCAAGAACCUCUUGCUGUGUAUGUUCGCAUGCUUUGAGCACAGAGAGAGAGCACACCUGCAAGAUCCUCUCCAGGUGACGCAGUGUCAAAAGUGGGGUAGAAGGCAGGUUUUGCUGUGAUUCCAGCUAGGCUAGGCUAAUUCUCCUCCUCACCAAGUGGUUAUUGAGACACUAGCUUGUUUUUCAUCUUUGACACCUCCUCCCUCUUCCCCUGUCCUUCUGCAUCACCCAUUCCUGGCUUCUGCUUCUCUGUGGCCCUAGUGUGUGAUGAAAUGUUUGAGGCUGGCCUAGAGAGAGAACUUACUGCAUCACUGCAUGGGGCUUCCGAGGACAGACAAGACCAAGUAAAAUAGAAGUGUUUCCACUCCUUUUUCAUGGACAUCAAACACUCAGACAGGAUGCUGAUUAGAAUGUGCUUCUGCCCCUUUGGGGAACUUUGUGGGUGGCUUUUGUUUCAUAUUCCACCUGUAAAUAAAUGUGUUGGGGUUUUGUUUUUGUUUUUUUGCUCCCUUGCUUCCCAUAACAUAGGCUAGGCAUCUGGGUAUGGUUGCAUUUCUUUUCUGGCAUCCUCAAAUUUUGCCGGUGCCCUUUUCGGAGUGCACAUUUACACCCGGGUUCUAAGAUGCUCUCAUUGGGAUUUCAUGCAAAGGAAGCCUGGUGCCCACUGUGGGCCAUCUUGCUUUGGAGUAGGGAUGGGGAAACUGGUUGUCUUUCUGAUGUCGCUGAACUUACAACUCCUCGACUGCUGCUGAUCCGGAUGGGGUUGGAGUCUAGAGGGCAAAAUUUGGCUGGGCGACUUUCUGAUCUCUUCUCUGUGGUUGACUCUCUGCCUUGUCAGAUGCAUGUGUGCCGAACUUAUUAAAUGGCAUUAGCUUUUUACAGAAACCUCAGCUCAGUGCUAGAUGUCUCUUUUUCCGAGUCUGCACUGAGCCCAAGCUCUUUGUGGUUUGUGUGGGAGGAAACCUCAGUGUUGCCAGCAUCUUCUCUGCAGCUGGAAGCAUGCCUAACCUGAGCUACUCCUUUUCCUGUGUCCCCUGCAGAAUGAUAGAGCAAGUUCAGAUGUAUCCUCCCAAGGAAGUUUUUUUCCGAGUGGCUGCAGAGAUGUUCUCGGACGGAACCUUCAACUGGGGCCGUGUGGUGGCUCUUUUUUACUUCGCUUGCAAGCUGGUCCUCAAGGUGGGUGUGUCAUGUUCCCAGCCCCACCCUGGCUGGUCUGGCCACUCCUUCACUGCAUCUAAUAACAGGCUGCUCUUCCCUCUUUUCCCCUUUCCUCACCCUUGGGCAGGCAAUUUGCACUAAAUUACCAGAGCUCAUAAGGACGAUCAUCAGCUGGACCAUGGAAUAUAUCCAGAAUCAUGUCCUGUCCUGGAUUCAAGCCCAGGGAGGAUGGGUGAGUAUACAGUGAUGCUUUUGGGCAUAGAAAGUCUUAGGCUAGGAGUGGGCAGACUUCAGGCUGAUAGAAUCUGCUUGGGUUUUGGUGUUUUUUUUCCACGAGAACCAUACCAGUCAGGUGGAAAACACUUGGAAUGAAGGAACAGUGUGUCUCUGUGUACAUGAAGCUCAGCACAGGAAUUGUGUUUUCAGUACCAAAAGUGAACACACAGAUCCUUUAACAAGUAAAUCCACUCCUGGUUUUCCACAGUGCUUCCUCAUUUACAGCAGCCUAAUUUUGUAGGGUGCUGCUGCUGCUGCUGCUGCUGUUUCUUAUUAUUAUUAUUACAUCUUAAAAGUGAACAGUGAGGGAAGCCUUGCAAGGCUGUUGGGUAGUCAGCAUGAUUUGAGUAGCCCGUUUAGUGAGUAUGGGUAUCAAGUAACAACUUCAGCUGCCUUUCUCGCUGAUUAGUUUAUCAUACCUUAAAAAGCUUACAUAUUAUGGAAAUCUGAAUAUAUGUUGUCUUUUGUUGAUGUCUUUUUAGUGAUAGGAACCAAGCAAUUCUUGCUCCUAGAUUUUACCUUCUGCAGCCCUUCCCCCCACCCCAGUCAAUACUUUUUUCCCCUUUUGACUGAUCUCUGUUCCUCCAGGUUAGCUGGAGAGAAGAGUACCUGGUUGGGCCAGUGGGGGUGGUGUUGAAGGAGCAGAGGCUGCAGGGCAGUAACUUGUGAGUGGAGAGAAGGUUUAACACAGUCUGCUGGCACCCCCCCCCCUUUGCUGUUUAAAACUGUACCCCUCUUCUGCCCCUUUCUGCAUGUGAUUGGAGCAGAUCCAAAUACCAACACAGGGCUUUUCUCCCAACACAGAGCAUUACAGUUUAAGAACUUGUUAAGAGUGUCCUGCUGGACCAGUCAGUGGUGCAGUUGCCAUUAGUGGGACUUUACUGCCUCUGACUGUGCCAUGUCUCUGCAUGUGUUUUCUCACUACUGCCAUCCUUUUUUCUUUCCCUUCUAGGAAGGCCUCCUGUCCUACUUUGGCACCCCCACUUGGCAGACCAUCGCUGUAUUUGCCGCAGGUGUCUUGACUGCCUCGCUGACCUUCUGGAAAAUGUCUUAAUCCUCAGCCCCCCCACCAAAGGGGGGCCUUUUCAUUGUGAUGACAAAGCAGGGGAGUCACUUUCCCCUCUUUUUUUCUAAUCAAAGAAUGAAAAUUGGCUAGGAUUUUCCCCCUCCUGUUAUGGGCAGGGGAGCUUUUAAAACAAAUGCUGUCAUUAUCUUGGUGCCUUUUUUUCUUUUUUUAAGUGCACACCCUUUUUUCACCCAAGGAAUGUGUACUAUUUGGCUUUGCUUCUUGCCUAUCUGUGCCUCUUAGGGUCAGAGGACAUGGAGUGUGUCUGGACUAUGAAAUGAAGGAUUUGAGUGGCUAUUCUUGUUUGCUGGAGGGUCUGUCGACGCUGCUGAAUUCCUGUUCAGUUUUCGAAGAAGAGGAUGACUCUCUCAGGUGGCAUCUCUCAAACUGAAGUGAGACCACUCUCUAGAAAUGCAGAUUGAGAAAUCCUCAAGAGGAGAGAAGUGAAUUCUUUCCCUACAGAACUUGAGAAAUUGUCUGAGCAGAUGAUAGUGGUUUGGAUUUCAGGAUUUCAAGGCAACUUCCUGACCCGGCUAAGAAUCAGCACUGCCGAGGAAGUGAAUUUAGGCAGAGACUCUGCAGCAACCGAUUUGUGUGUUGGGUCUUCGUUUUUCUGUUUGCCUGUCCUUGUUUUGAGGAAACUUCCAUACCUGUUAAAACAGUAGGAAUUCCAGAGCCUUGUUUCUUUCUACCAGAUCAUCUGUUUUUCUAGAGAAAAACUCUAGGUGGUGCUAAAGAGAGGCACUCAUGCAUAAUAUGCCCCAAGUCAAGAAAGCAAGAGAAGUGCUUUUAGAAAGCAAUUGCUCUCCAAGUGGAACAGAAGACAUUGCAAGAAGGAAAUUCACCUGCUUUGUUCUGUCCCACGGAAAAAGCUUUCAGAGGCUGGCGAGAGCCUUGGUGGCUUAGAAAGCAGAAGAAGUGAGGAGGGUUUGCAGGUUGGGUUUCUGUCUAUCUCACAGAGUUUUCUCAUCUCGCUGCUCAUCUCUUCUCCGUUCUGUAUUUUAAUGGAUUAAUUGUCCUCCAGGGGUUUAUUAGGCAAAAAGAAAAGAAAAAGAAAAGCACCAAACUGUUCUGGCAAAUCUUCCUACUCCAUGUGCCAGUGUGGAAUAUCUUAAUCCUACCUGUGAUGGGGGCAUUUGGCUCAGUGUGGCUUCUCUUCCUUCUCUCCUUUCCCCCACAUGCACAAUGAUAAGGUAUUGUGACUGCAUAUCAACAGAUGAGCACAUAACACCCCGAAACUUGUGCUACCGUUCUUGCAGCGCACCUUGAAACACGUGGCGUUUACUUUCUUGCCAACAGGUGCUUGGAAACUUAACUACUUACUGUAAGGGGGCAGAGCUUUUGUCUUUGCCUAGCAGUCUUGGGUGCUGUCUGCCUCUUUGUUCCCCUUUCCUCCAGUUCAUCAGUUGCUCAUUGUAAUGGGUUCUCAAAAAUACUUAUUACCAGUCAGCAUCUUCCCUGAUGUUUCGGAGAAAGUUGUUCAUGGCAGAUGGAGACAGGUGCAGGGCUGUCUGGCACAAGGGGGUGAAGGGUGGCAGAGAGCUGUGCUGCUGGAACUGUUGAGGUAUAUAUUGGGUGGUUUGGGGGCCUGCUUUGCUCCGUAACCGGCAAAAUCCACUUCCUGUAGUCCUCUUCUGAGUUAGGCAACCUUUCAGUCACCAAGCCAUCUCUCCUGCUGCGUGGAUGCCAGGAGAGAGCUGGGUGCAUGUGCCCGCUUCAAGGAAGCACAGGGGCUCAAAUUAAAGCACAAGUAAGUGGCUGGAGCAGUUUGGCCUUCUCAACUGUUAAACUUUGCUGAGGGACUGGAUAAUACCGCUUGAGACUGUCAAAUCUGGCAAAGAAGCUUCUGUCCCCGAUUCCAGCAGCAGAUGCUUCUCAGAGGCCAUCUUGGGAAGAGGAGGGUGAUGGCAUACAGCAAAGAAGGGUCCAACAGAGAACGGCAUUUGGGUAUCUGAAUUGCUGCCUUCCAGAUGUUCUGAGCUACCGCUCCCAUCCCGCUCAGCCAACAGGGUGUGCUGGUGAGGCACAAGGGAAGGCUGGGUGAUUCCAUAAGCAGAGGCAAAAGGCUCAUGUGGUUGCCAAGGCCUGUGCCGUGUCGGUGGCAAGCCUGUAACCCUCCAGGUGUUGUUGGCUGCAGUUCCCAUCAUCGUCCGCCAUUGGCCAAGACUGGCUGGGGCUGAUGACAGGAAGGCAACAACAUCUGCAAGGUCACUCGUUCCCCGCAACUCGCGCAGUGCCUCCUGCAGAAAGUGAUGGUGCAGCCAAUACACCCCUUCCCCCACCCCCAGCUGUACACAUAUCUGACAGCACAUACAAUCGGGGCAGGAUAUGACACCUAGAAGCCCCCAAUAAUCUUCCUUUACAGCCGUUGGGCAAAUCGGUUCAGCCCUAUGUUGCAUCGUGAAGCUGGUGGGGAAACGAGGAGGGGGAAGUUUAAGAUUUGGAGCAUGAAAUAUCCCAUAGUGGUGUGGGAGAGGUGGGUCAGGGAGAACCAAAUGUACUUGAAUAAUUAUAUUGGGAGGGGGGAUUUUGUUACCUCAGGGGUUGGGUUUGCGGGAGUGUAACGUCAUUAAGGGAGGGGCUUGAGUUUUUCCCCAUUGGGGUGGGGUGGGGGGACAAAUAGGAAAAUGCAUAUUGCUGUUGGGAUUGGGAUGAUGGGCAUCUGAAGUCUUAUAUUUGGAGUCUUUGAUGUCAUGACUUUGAUGGGGGUUGUAGAGUCUGGAAGUGGAAAUGAAUUGAACUGGGAGGUUGGGGAGGGGAGGAUUCUGAAAUAAUGGGUUUUCAGUGCUUUGAUAAUCUCAAUAUGUGGGGUGUGUUUUUUCUCUGUUUCUCUUCUAAGGGCUUCUGGGGUAUUAAGGAAGCGUGGUUAGUGGUGCAAGAAAACGUUGGAGGGUUUAACUCCUGGGUUUAAACAUCACCACCUGAGGGGCAGUUCAUGUCUGGAUGGGUUUUGUGUCAGCUACUCUGCAGCCUUGAUUGUUAAUUGUGGGUUGCAUUACAAAUAUGCCAAGACCUGUAUAUGUGUGUGACCCUGGGUUUGCCCCCUUCUUGGGUAUGUGUCUUGCCCUGUAUUUCUGUUCCCGAAGCCCCACCCAGCAUCAUUCUUUAUUUUCUUCUUCUUUUUGUGACUAAUCUCUUUUUCUACCAGCAUCUUCAGCUGUUCUCUUGAUGCCCAGUGGACUUGCUGCUCAUCUGUUUGGGCAAGUGCCAAAGGGGCUGUGGCAAACAACUGCUGAGAGGUGCUCUGGGUGUCCACAUUUGCCAGCUAAUCUCAUGGUGGUGGUGGAGCUGAACACACAAAUGGUCCUGCUGGACUGGCUGUCUCCAAUAUGGAGGCAUGCACUCGCGCCAAGGGACCAGGCCCACACUAUGCAUUUCAAGCUCUCUUAAAUCAUGUUAGAACAGCCAUGGCUUCCUCCAGAGAAUCCUGGGAGCUGUAGUUUGUUAAGAGUGCUGAGAGUUAAAGAGUUGCUAGGAAACCUAUUCCCCUCUCAGAGUGGUUUAACAAUCUAUCCCAGGGAACUCUGGGAAUUGCAGCUCUGUGGGGGGGAAAACACAUCUCCAAACAUCUCUCGGUGCUUUUAACUACCUACAGUUCCUAGGAUUCUUUAGGGAAAGCCAUGUGUGUUAAAAGUGGCAUAGCUUUGCUUUAAAUGUAUGUUGCAAAUGUGGCAUAAAUCAAUCUCUCCUGCUGAGCAUCCUCCUUAAAGCAUCAAAGCCAGCAAGCAGCAGUGGGUCAGCCUUCUCCUACUCUCACAAAAUCUGCUUCAGGCUGACCUGAGGCCUUCAGCAAUGGCUGCUUUUGUUUCAGGAGGGAGUGAGGGGGGUGAAGUGAUAAUGUCGUUGAGACAGGGGAGACACAAGUCCCUUAGCGAGGCCUCAGAAUUUGUCAGCAGGUUUGCCCCCUCUGUGUCUCUGCAGAGUGCCGUGUUAUUUCAUUGGGAAAUAAACAUUUAACAGUGCGUAUUUCUGUGUUUUGGCAUACACUGCAAGAGAUCCACAGCCCUGGAGCAUAGCAGAGGGUAAUAGGCCCCAAUGGAGGGUACAGCCAACAGCAAUCUCAUCUGGCUGCCAUGAAGCCAGCCUUGUACUGUAACUUGAAGGGUGGCGGCAGCUGUCUUAACAGUUGAAGUUGAUUCACAUGUCUCUUUCUAUGCAAUUGACCCCUUACCGAACGCAAUAGUUUCUGUACUUUUUUAAAAUAAAUCAAAUUACCCAUUUUAUAUUUUUUUUAAAGGAAAAAAAGUUUGAUACAUCUUUUCUGAUCUGUUAACUGUGAAGUUACAGUUUUUUGUUGGUGUGUGGCAAUGAAUUAAAAGAUUUUUUAAAAU